Ogataea philodendri is the source of this 1164-nucleotide messenger RNA. RefSeq lists its product as uncharacterized. The transcript has a single exon. Gene Ontology annotation, molecular function: mRNA binding. Bases 1 to 1164 code for a protein of 387 amino acids. The record is from RefSeq and is a predicted model, not a curated record. NCBI's taxonomy places the organism in Eukaryota, Fungi, Ascomycota, Pichiomycetes, Pichiales, Pichiaceae. Gene Ontology annotation, cellular component: nucleus; RNA N6-methyladenosine methyltransferase complex.
AUGAACAAUACCUCUUAUGUCAAACCGAUUCCCAGCCAGGCUGGAUAUUCGUAUCUGUCCAGUCUCCAGAACUGGCAGAACUCGAACCAUUAUUCGCAUCAGUCUCAAUCGCGCCAGCCGGGAGACGGACACAAACUCGUGGCAGCUAGAGCUUCCACUAAGGACUCGUACACCAAACCAUCCAAGUCUAGCGCUCCACUUGCUCCAUUGAACGCGUUGCAAACCGCAAACAGAACCGCAAAGCACAAUCACAACGGAAAGCAGAACAACGACCACAAGUCCACGGUCGCGUGCUACAAAAACGAUUACUCCAAUCACUACAUCCACUCGGGUGUUCUUCCGGUCAAGUACGUCAGAAACGCCUCUCAGCCGGUUGAAGGCUAUCCCAAGCUCCAGAAACUUGUCAAGCUGAAAGAGCAGCAGGUUUCAAAUUUUGCAACCAAGGCGUACGGCUCACGAGUCAAGCCCGAGAAAAUGGUGGACACUUUGAACAAAUGGAUUUACGAGGACAAUCUGCAGUUCGACGUGAUCAUGAUUGGGGCUCUGUCCGAGAACCAACUGCUGUACCCCUUGGUUUCGCAGCUGCCAAUUGACAAGCUGUGUGCCAAACCGGGGUUUUUGUUCAUCUGGGCCUCCACCCAGAAGAUUUCCGAGUUAUCCAAGCUGCUGUCCAAUACCAACACAUGGACAAAGAAGUUCAGAAGAUCGGAGGAGCUGGUGUUUGUUCCUGUUGACAAGAACUCUCCGUAUUAUCCAACCGACUCUUUGAUCCCUGAAGAGCAGCUUUUAGAGCAAAUGCAAUGGCACUGCUGGAUGUGCAUCACGGGUACUGUCCGCAGAUCGUCCGACAAGAACCUGAUCCAUUGCAACAUCAACACAGAUCUAUCAAUUGAAAACGAAACUACCAGGAAUUCUGCUGUUCCGUCACAAAUCUACCAGGUGGCUGAGAACUUCUCAACCUCCACCAAAAGAUUGCACAUAAUUCCAUCAAAGACAGGCCUUGACCAUCCUGUCAAACUGAGACCAGGCUGGGUUAUCCUGAGUCCUGACGUGCUGCUUGAUAAUUUUGAUCCCAACAAGUACAAACAGGAAAUCUCUGUUCUAGGUCCAAACAUCCCGCUUGACAACGAGAUUGAGCAACUGAGACCAAAGACUCCUGUUUAG